CCCGCGGCGGAGACUACGAGACGUCGGGGGACGGGCAUCGCUGCUUGCUAGAGAAGUGAAAGCGCUCGAAAGUUUGUUUUCUUGCAGGCUCUGAUACCCUUCUCAAGACAUGGAGGGCAAGACCGAGGAGACGGGCCAAGCAGAAGACACCCCUGCACCUUCAGUGGCGAAGCUUGCCGGAAUCUUCGGUGAUCAAGUGAACUGUCCUAAGAAGGAGGCACCUCCCCAUAAACCCACUCGAAGGAAGCCGCCAUGCUCGCUGCCGCUGCCAACGAACAAGCCAGAGUCUGCUCAAAACAAUCAUGAGAAAGUGUCUCCUCAAGCUCCCCACUUACCGAAGAUCAAGGUGAAAAGUUCCCCUCUGAUUGAGAAGCUGCAGGCAAACUUAGCUUUUGCUCCUGCGUCGCUACUUCCAGGAGCGGUGUCGCCGAAGAGCCCCGGACUGAAAGUUAUGGCCUCCCCAUUUAGCAGCCCCCCUUCUACACCAAGCAGCCCCGGAGGCCAGUCUCGCUUUAGUGAAUCAGAUGAAACGCCUGUAAGUUUUGAGCAGCCACCGGAGGGCGCUCAUCUCCAAAGCUUUACUAAGGUUCGCACAAGAGGCUCCAUAAAACGUAGACCUCCAAGCCGGCGGUUUAGGAAAUCCCAGUCAGACAUAGGCAGUGAAGGUGACAUCUUAGCAGGCAUAGCGCCAAAAGAAAAUGGGGACAAAGAAGACGAGGGGGAUGAAGUGUUCAGUGCAAAGGCCACAAGCCAAAACGCAGAAGAUGUAAAUAAGACACCAAAAGACAAGUCAGUAGAGAGUUCCAAGGAUGGUCCAGAAAAGCAUGAGGCUCAUAGGGAUGCGAAGGAGCCUGCAAAUGAGGAUGGCUUGGAGGACAAAGAAGAGCAACCCGACUCUGUCCAAGAAGGGGACAAGAAUGAAGCAACUGAGAAGACCACUGGCGAAACAGAUCCACAAGAGGUCCCAAAACAACCAAACAUUACAAUAAACAUAGAAGAUACCAGCGGACAGGAGACAGUGCGGCCAGAUCAAAAUAAAGAAGGCCGGUCUGGAGAAGAGGAAAAAAAUGAUCCAGAAAAAUAACAAGAGCUAAACUGACCAACUAGACUGCAGCCCGGCAGCCGGCACACGGGGGUUACCAGAGCUAGAACCUCACAUCUAGAAC
This is a messenger RNA of Spea bombifrons (plains spadefoot toad), 1166 nucleotides long. It is a transcript of the gene RCSD1, whose product is annotated as RCSD domain containing 1. Gene Ontology annotation, cellular component: WASH complex; early endosome. Gene Ontology annotation, molecular function: retromer complex binding; phosphatidylinositol phosphate binding; actin filament binding. The record is from RefSeq and is a predicted model, not a curated record. The transcript is spliced from 7 exons. Lineage: Eukaryota; Metazoa; Chordata; Amphibia; Anura; Pelobatidae. Gene Ontology annotation, biological process: protein localization to endosome; skeletal muscle contraction; retrograde transport, endosome to Golgi. The coding region runs from base 110 to 1084 and encodes 324 amino acids.